This is a messenger RNA of Malurus melanocephalus (red-backed fairy wren), 1220 nucleotides long. It is a transcript of the gene CLDN10, whose product is annotated as claudin 10. The transcript has 5 exons. Gene Ontology annotation, molecular function: structural molecule activity. NCBI's taxonomy places the organism in Eukaryota, Metazoa, Chordata, Aves, Passeriformes, Maluridae. Gene Ontology annotation, cellular component: plasma membrane; bicellular tight junction. Bases 66 to 752 code for a protein of 228 amino acids. The record is from RefSeq and is a predicted model, not a curated record. Gene Ontology annotation, biological process: cell adhesion; bicellular tight junction assembly.
CCGCCGGGAUCCGCCGCGGCUCCGCGCCGCCCGCCCGCUGCCGCCCGCCGCCUGCUGCCGGGCCCAUGGCGAGCACGUCGGCGGAGAUCAUCGCCUUCCUGCUCACCAUCUCAGGAUGGGUGCUGGUCUCCUCCACGCUGCCCACCGACUACUGGAAGGUGUCCACCAUCGACGGCACGGUCAUCACCACCGCCACCUUUUGGGCCAACCUCUGGAAAACAUGCGUGACCGACUCCACCGGCGUCUCCAACUGCAAGGACUUCCCAUCCAUGCUGGCGCUGGACGGUUACAUCCAAGCCUGCAGAGGAUUGAUGAUCUCCGCUGUCUGCCUGGGCUUCUUCGGUGCCGUUUUUGGACUGGUUGGGAUGAAAUGUACAAAAGUCGGAGGCUCUGAUCARACAAAAGCAAAAAUAGCUUGUUUAGCUGGACUGAUUUUCAUACUCUCUGGGUUGUGCUCUAUGACUAGUUGUUCCCUGUAUGCAAACAGGAUUACGUCUGAGUUCUUUGACCCUUCUUUUGUUGCACAAAAGUAUGAAUUAGGAGCAGCUUUGUUCAUUGGAUGGGCUGGAGCUUCACUCUGCAUAAUUGGUGGCAUUAUAUUCUGCUUCUCAAUAGCUGAAAACAGUAAUUCUGCAAGGAGGGGCUAUGCCUACAAUGGAGCCACAUCUGUGAUGUCUUCUCGUACAAAGGUCCACAACAGCGUCCCUGACAAAACCCCACCCAAGCACUUUGACAAGAACGCUUAUGUUUAGUUGCACUCUUGGAAGACUCAGAGCGUUUUAAACAUUAUUUUGUACGUUUCAUUCAGUGAUUCUCCUCAUCCCAACCCCAAUGUACUUACCACUAAGACAAUGACUUUUAAAAAUAUUAACUUGCAGCUUUUUACAUAUUGAUGUAAAUUUUAUUAUAUAUUUUAAGAUUGAUGUUGGUACUGUAAAGUUUAUACCUGGAAAUCAUGAGCUGAUGUUGCAUUCUUGAAAAAAAAAAUAAAUGAGGUAUUUACUAAUUCGGUUYGUCAUGUCAGCUGCUUAUGGGAAUGGCAUCACACAUUGGCAUACUGCCGGAAUUUCUGACAUGGGUUCAGUGCUGGAAAGAAAAGUCAAUUGGAAUAAGAAAGGGAGUAAGAAGAGACUGGGUGAAAAUAAGUGAGUAAUUUGGGGAAGCAGGAGCAGGUACUGGUAGCAGUCGGAGCCAAUUGUUAACAAAACCAUCAGGUGGGU